Molecule: messenger RNA, 3336 nt
Organism: Lagopus muta (rock ptarmigan)
Lineage: Eukaryota; Metazoa; Chordata; Aves; Galliformes; Phasianidae
Gene: SPICE1
Product: spindle and centriole associated protein 1
Exons: 17
Coding region: 88-2454 (788 amino acids)
Biological process (GO): mitotic spindle assembly; regulation of centriole replication; metaphase chromosome alignment
Cellular component (GO): centrosome; spindle; centriole
Source: RefSeq, a predicted model, not a curated record
CUCGGGGCGCGGCGAACGGCUCCGUCCCUGUGGCAACGGAGAGAGGGUGCGCGCGCGCGGCCCGCUCGAGCCGCCGGCGGGGCGGCCAUGUCGCUGCUGAGCGGGCCCCGACAGCGGCUCCGCGGCGCUGCCAGGAAGGGACCGAGGAAAGCGACGGCGGCCAAGCGGGAUUGGGACAGUACUGUCCAUGAUUUGACGGUUCACCGUGCAACUCCUGAGGACAUCCUGCGUCGCCAUGAAAUACACAAAUCAAAAAACAAAGCACUGGCACAUCUGGAACUGCAAGAGAAGGCACUGAGAAGAAAAUGGAAGAAGCAAAAACAGUUGGCCCCUGAUUCGUUGGAGAAAAGGAAAUUGGCCCUGAUGCAUGAGAUUCUCUCUGAUCAAUAUGAUUUGCAAGAUGUACUGAAACGGUCUGAUCAGGUUAUGGCUGUGGUAAAAGACUUGUUUGGGAAUGCCCCUCGCAUGCGAACAGGUUUCCCUAAUGUAACAAUGGCUCCUAACUGUGACUUAGAAUCAUCUCAGGGACCCAUCGUACAAAAAUGGGAACCUCCCACUCAGCUUUCCAUCCUUAGUGAAUCUGUCAUGGAUUCCCAGGCUCUUAAUGAGGGGGGAGAAGAGGAGGCAUUAUCCAUAUGCCAAUCAGAAAAUGGACAGCACGAGUCUCUGAAUUUCAAAUCCAGAAUCAAUUGUGACAGGCUACUUCGUAUAUUGAGAGAAGAAAAUUCCUCAGCAAAUUCUGAGUUGUGGGCUGAAAGAGAUUUGAGAAAAACUACUGUAUCACAGGAAAUACCUUUGACUCCAACAAUUCCAUCUUCAUCAUUGGAACAUUCAGCCCUCAAUGCUUCCAGUGUAGUCAAGAGAAUCCAUUCAAGACAUCAGAAUCAAGAUGAAGAAGAGACCGUAGACUCUGCUUAUACUGUGAGACAAGUGCUGAACCCAAACUCAAGCAAAGAAAAGCAAAUUUCAGCAAAAAUGAAAAGGAAACAAACUGCACAGAACUCUACAAGGCAGAGGAGAGAUGAUUCUCCUGCUUAUUCAAUCCCCAUGGACCUUCAGAGGGACAGUAAAUCCAGCCUAGAUGUUCUCAGCUGCAUGAUACACGAAGUGGAGCAUGAAUUAGAGGAAUAUGAGCGAUGUACAGGCCGUGAGGUUAGAAAACUGCAGAAAAGUGAAGGCAUCACCGGAUUUACCUCGUCACUGGUGAAUGCUCUCUGUCGUUUGAUGCGCUACCUCAAAGAGAGUGAAAUGCAACUGCAUGAGAAAGAGAUGAUGAGGCAGCAUCAUGAAGAGAUGUUGAAUGAGCACAGAGAACUAAUUGACGCUCUGACUGCUGAAAUACUUCUAGUAAGGGAAGAAAACAUUGCUAUGCAGAAAAAGCUUCAGCAGUACAUGAUCGAAACAGAUGAAAAGAUGACCUCUCUCACACAAGCAUUUAAAGGCCUCCCUUUGAUAGAACCUAGGAGAGAAGACUUAAGUCCAAGCCAUUUUGGAAUUGCACACAGAAGUCCAUCAUGCACCCAAGAAAAACCUGAUCUGAGCUAUUUUGAAUCCAGGACUGAUGAAGGCGAAAGGAAGAAUAUGCUGAAAUUCCCACAGGAAGAACACCCUGUCAGGACUCCUCAGAGGCCAUGUGCCCCAGUAUUUACAACUGUUUCUCAGCCUGCUGAAAACACUGUGAGAGAGCCAUGCAAGGAGAGGAGCUCACCUUCCCCCCUGAAAACGUGGAGCAUGACUGAAGAAAACUGUCUCAUGUCUCAAAGGCAACCAAUUCCUCCUGCAGACAAAGACUUGCAGAGUUCCCAAGAGAAAAUCAGUUUGUCCUGCCCUGCUGACGCUACCAAAAAUGACACAGUUGGAGAGUUCUCUCAAAGCAGUGAUCUGCUGGGACAGAUAGCUGAGCUCACACGGCAGAACUCACUAAUUAAAGCUCAGCUGAGCAAAUUCAGAAGCUUCUCUGAAGACAUAAGUGACUGUUUGCCUCAGCCAGACCCAAUACAGAAUUCAAAUUCUUGUCCAGACUCUUCACAAGGGCAGGCUCAUGUUGUGGUACCAAAGAGCUUGGAGGAAAGAAUAGCAGAGCUGAAUCGUCAGAGCACAGAAGCACGUGAUAAACUGCUGCAGCUAAUAGAUGAGCAGAAAUUAGCUGCUGCUGAUACAGUCUCUCAGAGAAUAUCUCCAGUUCUGCCCGCAUCCCGAAAUUGUACUGAAAAUGCAAGGAGGACAGUUGAAGUGUCUGUUCCUGUGGCAGCUUCUGUGGACAGCUCCAAAGAAGACAGUGUUUCCCCUGGCAGUGUGACCACUAUGAGAAGGUCUGUAGGAGGCUCUAGCAAACCUUCUUCACCCCUAAGUACCACAUCAGAAAGUGUGACGUUAAAUCCUGUCAGUCACAGGCCAAAGGCAGAAAAGCAAAAAGAAGAAGGCUGGUUUGCAUUGUCAAUGCACGUUAUGUAAAGGAAGCUGCGCUCAAGUACUAUUAUUUAUUUAUUUUAUAAACUUUCUUACAAAUCACAUUUAUAUCACUGUAGUCUCCCUCUCCGGAUGUACGCUUUAACUCUGAAGUGCUUUCCUGUGAAUUUAAAAAGCUCAGUAGUGCUUACUGUAUUUGUGCCAUACAGAAUACCGUAGGAAGUCCUGGGGAUGAGUUUCCAGAACAGACAUGCUGCUGUAACGCAACUCCUUUUCGCUCAAUAAGUCUUCUGUAAGUUUGUAAACCAGGGCUGGUGUAGCAAUGAGCUGUUAUUGUAUCUGUGGGUUGCAUUACAUGUACAGGUUGUAUUACCUAUGCUGAAGAAAAAUGAUUCAAGAAAACAUUUGAGAAACUUGAAAUUUCUGCAGCACGUAUCUCUACAAGAUAAGGGAUUGGGAAAAAAAAGAAAAAAAGAAAGGGAAACUGAGAUGAGGGACUGCACAUACGUGUUCAAAAGCAAUGUGGGGAUCAGGAAGCCCGUCUGUUCCUGCUGGAUAAGAAUUUGCUUCAGAAAUUACUUGCUCCUUCUAUGCUUUAUAGUUGCCCCCCAAAAAGGUGUUUUCAGUGCAGUUAACAUACCAAGGACUGCUUCUGAACUUGAGGAUUGCUUUUUUAAAAAAGUUAAGUAUUUUUUUAUAACAAGCAUAACUUGACUUGUGGAAGUUGAAUUAAGAGUUUCUAUUUGUAACAUACUGAAGUAUCAUCUCUGAUGCAACAGAAAACUGAUGAGAGUGCAAUUGUAUUAAGGUAUUCUGGUGUGUGUGUGCAUACGUAUAUGUUGUUUGUAUGUUGUUUUUAUUUGACUUUUUAAAAUAGCCAUCAUUUUAGUAUUAAUGUUAACCAAUAAAAUCUAGGAUUAUCACAAA